Penaeus indicus is the source of this 486-nucleotide messenger RNA. RefSeq lists its product as uncharacterized. The transcript has 3 exons. The record is from RefSeq and is a predicted model, not a curated record. Lineage: Eukaryota; Metazoa; Arthropoda; Malacostraca; Decapoda; Penaeidae. Bases 1 to 486 code for a protein of 161 amino acids.
AUGUGUGGAGUGAAAGAUGAAAUACUUAGACCCCCUCUAAACCCCCAACCACCAAGUCACCCCAAACCCACCGGCAAGAAGCCCCCCAACCCCCUAGUCACCCCACAACCCACGGCAAGGAAGCCCCCCAACCCCCGAUUCACCCCAAACCCACCGGCAAGAUCCCCCAAAUGCCUGAGUCACCCAAGGACCCAUGUCAAGAAGCCCCAACCCGAGUCACCCCAACCCACCGGCAAGAAGCCACCAACCCCCGAUUACCCCAAAACCCAACGGCAAGAAGCCCCAAUGCCUGAGUCACCCCGACCCACUGUCAAGAAGCCCCCAACCCCGAGUCACCCCAAACCCACCGCAAGAAGCCCCAGCCCCGAGUCACCCCAAAACACGGCUUCCUUGUUGCUCAUCCACGACCUGAAAUCGUACCACGCCCGACACGGUUUUGCACAGGCUGUGCGGAGAGUAGAGACGUCGGGUCGCUCCCUUGCGUAG